AGUGUGGUGCACUGGGCGCCUGCGAAACCUCCUCGGAACAGUGAGCUGCUUCUGGCACAUGUCGAAAUUUACAUUUAUAAUCGAGAGAAAAAGAGGAAAUGAGUUUGUUCGCGUUCGCCCCUUCUUCUUUCUUGAAGAGUUUGAAAGUGUAGCACCGCUGGAGGAUAACACGACAAGGUGAGAUGAGGGACCGACUGACUGACCUGCAGGGCUUCGCCGUCAAGCCUGCAGCUGAGGAGCUCAGUCCUGGGGACAACCAUGUCGCCGAGGAACUGCAGCCUCUGGAGCAGCACGCCAUCGUGUUUGAGGGCGAGGACGCGAUGGAUGGCAUCUACAAGGACGCCCAAGCCAUGAGGAAGGAGAUACAGUUGCUCAAAAUGGACGUGAAGCGCCUGGGGAAGCAGAACACCAGGUUCCUCACGUCCGUCAGGAGGAUCAGCAGCAUCAAGCGGGACUCCAACGCUCUGGGGCGGGACAUCAAGGCCAGAGGGGAGGCCAUUUAUGCCCGGCUGCAGAAGAUGGCGCAGGAGAGCAAGAAGCUGGAAGAUGAACACGGGCCUACGUCGGCCGUGGUUCGCAUGGUGCGCUCACAGUACGUGUCUCUGACCAACGCCUUCCACGACGCCAUGUCUGAGUACAACGAGGCCGAGAUGGCGCAGAGGGAGAACUGCAAGACCCGCAUCCAGAGGCAAGCCGAGAUCAUGGGGAUGGAGGUGAGCAGGGAUCAGAUAGACGAGAUGGUCGAGACGGGAAAGUGGAACGUCUUCUCGGACAACCUCCUGCUGGAGGGCAGGACUGCCAGGUCCGCUCUGAACGAGAUCGAGAACAGGCACAAGGAGCUGCUGGAGCUGGAGGGCCGCAUCAGGGACAUUCAGGAGCUUUUCUUCCAGCUGGCCCUGCUGGUGGAGGAGCAGGGCUGCAUGCUGGACAACAUUGAAGCCAACGUCGCUGGAACUCAGGACUAUGUCGCCAAGGCUACAGGUCAGAUAAGGAAGGCUGUGAAAUACAAGAAAGACAAUCCGUGCAAGAAACUCUUCUGCUGUUGCUUCCCUUGCUGUAAAUGAGACUCCCACCAGUGUGGCUUCAAAGAUGCACGCAGUGUAUCUUUGAUUUAUGCAUGCGUUCGGCUCAGGCCUUGGCCUAAGGACAAGGGCCCACAGUCAUUUUGAACAAAACUUCCAUAUGCAAAUGAAUACAGUGUGAUAUGGUUGUUGCAUUUCCUGAGUGCCACCGAGAACAGUUUCUGCACGAUUGCUGUAAAGACCUUUAAGCUAUUAUUUAAUACGUGACUCUUAGCUUUGUAAGUUUUGUAAUGUUUCAUGUGAUAUUUAAGUCAGUAAAGUAUGUUUUAUGUCUAA
Molecule: messenger RNA, 1358 nt
Organism: Mugil cephalus (flathead mullet)
Lineage: Eukaryota; Metazoa; Chordata; Actinopteri; Mugiliformes; Mugilidae
Gene: stx11a
Product: syntaxin 11a
Exons: 2
Coding region: 183-1064 (293 amino acids)
Biological process (GO): intracellular protein transport; exocytosis; synaptic vesicle fusion to presynaptic active zone membrane
Cellular component (GO): plasma membrane; presynaptic active zone membrane; endomembrane system
Molecular function (GO): SNARE binding; SNAP receptor activity
Source: RefSeq, a predicted model, not a curated record